UCUACAUUCAUACAUGUGCUGUUAAAGUGUCGGUCCACUGGUGUCACCGUGGAGAGCACAGGGGGAUUCAGGGGUUUAAAGCGAUGGGAGUGUCUCCUCGUCUGGAGUAUAAAUGCUCGCCCUGUGUCUUUGUCAGAGUUUGGAGUCUCUGCCAGUUCACCGGGCUCUCAGGCCGUUUGUCCUUGCACUCUCUUGUCUUCUUGUCUUUUGUUUCUGCGAGAGAAAAAAAAAAACACAGCCAAAAUGGAGGCCAUCAAGAAGAAGAUGCUCAUGCUGAAGUUGGACAAGGAGAACGCGUUAGACCAGGCUGAACAGGCAGAGGCGGACAAGAAGGCAGCUGAGGACAGAAGCAAGCAGCAUGAAGACGAACUCCUGCAAAUGCAAAAGAAGCUCAAGGGGACAGAGGACGAGCUGGACAAAUACUCGGAGGCCCUGAAGGAUGCUCAGGAGAAGCUGGAGGUGGCGGACAAGAAGGCUGCUGACGCUGAAGCUGAAGUCGCUUCCUUGAACAGACGUAUCCAGCUGGUAGAGGAGGAGCUGGACCGAGCCCAGGAGAGACUGGCCACAGCCCUGCAGAAGCUGGAAGAGGCCGAGAAGGCUGCGGAUGAGAGCGAGAGGGGCAUGAAGGUGAUUGAAAACAGAGCCCUGAAGGAUGAGGAGAAGAUGGAGCUGCAGGAGAUUCAGCUGAAGGAAGCUAAACACAUCGCAGAAGAGGCUGACCGCAAGUACGAGGAGGUGGCCCGUAAACUGGUGAUUGUAGAAGGAGAGUUGGAGCGCACAGAGGAGAGGGCAGAGCUCGCUGAGGCUAAAUGUGCUGAGCUGGAGGAGGAACUGAAGAACGUCACUAACAACCUGAAGUCUCUUGAGGCCCAGGCUGAAAAGUACUCUCAGAAGGAGGACAAGUAUGAGGAAGAGAUCAAGAUCCUGACUGACAAGCUCAAGGAGGCUGAGACCAGAGCUGAGUUUGCUGAGAGAUCUGUUGCCAAGCUGGAGAAGACGAUCGACGAUCUUGAAGAUGAGCUGUAUGCACAGAAACUGAAGUACAAAGCCAUCAGUGAGGAACUGGACCAUGCCCUCAAUGACAUGACAUCUAUGUAA
Messenger RNA from Cynoglossus semilaevis (tongue sole), 1098 nucleotides. RefSeq names its product tropomyosin 3 (gene tpm3). The record is from RefSeq and is a predicted model, not a curated record. Lineage: Eukaryota; Metazoa; Chordata; Actinopteri; Pleuronectiformes; Cynoglossidae. The coding region runs from base 244 to 1098 and encodes 284 amino acids. The transcript has 9 exons.